AUGCAAUGGACCUACUUACUCACUCUCCCCAUCAUCACUUUUGUUGCAUGGCAAUACACUGUCACCGUUGUUAAUUCCAAAUUCCCUAAACUUCGUAACAAGAAGAUAUGUUUACUGAUAGCGCAUCCCGAUGAUGAAGCCAUGUUUUUUGCGCCAGCAAUGCAGGCGCUCACAGACCCGGAACUCGGAAAUCAUGUUAAGAUUCUCUGUUUGAGCAGUGGUGAUGCAGAUGGAUUAGGGGAAACUCGGAAGAAGGAGCUUGUUAAGAGCGGGAUGCAAUUGGGUUUGCGACAAGAGAAUGAUGUUUUCGUCUUUACGAGUCCAGAUUUCCCAGAUAGUAUGACGAAGAUUUGGGAUAAAGAAAAGAUAGCCAAUCUUCUCGCUUCCGCCUUUUGCCCUCCUCAUACAAGAAAAACGAAUCUUACAGUUGCCCCAACAGCAACCAUCGAUGUUAUUUUGACUUUCGAUUCCCAGGGGAUCUCUUCGCACCCAAAUCAUAUCUCCUUAUACCACGGCUCACGGACCCUUAUCGCAUCCAUGAUGCGGGAUCGUCCAGGAUGGCAAUGUCCUAUCGAUAUUUAUACCCUUACCAGUGUCUCGGUUCUCCGAAAAUAUACAUCCAUAUUAGACACAUUUAGCACAAUGGUAGUUGCGGCCUUUUCGAAAAGACAAACAGGCGACCACCCUAGUCCGUUGUUAAUGAUGAGUGGUGUGGGGCAACUCAGAACUGCCCAAAAAGCUAUGACAACAGCACAUCAGAGUCAGAUGAAGUGGUUCAGAUGGGGAUGGAUUGGAAUGUCAAGAUAUAUGGUCAUAAAUGAUUUCAAAUUGGAAAAGGUUGUUAUAUAA
Messenger RNA from Sclerotinia borealis F-4128, 849 nucleotides. The record is from the annotation of a GenBank genome assembly. NCBI's taxonomy places the organism in Eukaryota, Fungi, Ascomycota, Leotiomycetes, Helotiales, Sclerotiniaceae.